GAAUCAUGGGAAGAAGCUGAAGCACAUGAGAGGAGGGGGUAUCGAUGGGUGUCGGUGUUAUUUUGAUUAUUUAGUGAUUUUGUGUUAUGAUCAAGAAAUGCUUCUCAUUUGUGAUGCAUGAAUUGUUCUUCGCAGUGCAUUGUUGCUGAAGUUAAUGCACCUUUAAGAGGCGCACUGAAAUGUCGAGUACGUUUGUGGCUGAUACAUCUGAUGAUCACAAAACUGACAACACUCUAAUUAUCAUAGUAAAUAAUGAUGGUACAAUAUCUGUGGACCAAGAAACUCUGCAGAAUAUACUUGCUAAUCAACAAAAUACAGCAGUAAGUGUUGUACGUGUUGGUGGUCCCUCGCAGGGAGAUGACAGCAGUCAGGAUUCAAGUGGAACUUGUGACAGCCAGAAUGAUGGCAACCCACAUGUUAAUCUCACAGUGGAAGGAUUUUAUCCUCCCCCUGUUACAUCAGACCCAGGAGAAGUUGCUGCUGUCAGUGCAGCAACUCCUCCUACCCCAGCUGCUCCUGUGGCAGCUCCUGCUUCCAAUGUUGAGAUGGUCUCUGACAUGGUCCCUCCUUCUGCUCCUGCUGGUACCAUUAGUGCAGUCACUGCUGUGCCUCCAGCCAGUUCUGCUGAAGGAGAGUCCCUCGAUCCAUUUCUUGAGAUGGAUCCAGAGCAGUUGGAGAGACUUGAAACAGCAUUGCAGUCUGAACAAGCCAAACAAAUACUUGGUGAAAAUGUUACUGCAAUGUUAGACAUGCUGAGUGUGGAUGAGGAGGCCACGCAACUGAAGGAUUCAAUUCUUAUGGACCACUGUUACACCAAUCGAUCUCCCUCCACUGCUCCUGCUGCGCCUCCAGCUGUCACUCCUGUAAUUACUCAUUCAUAUCCACCAAACAAUGGGCGAGAGGAUGGGUCAAUAUUAUUGCAACAGGCGGACCAUGUGCAACAAAUUAUACCCACAGGCAUGGGGCCACCUGUGGUGCAAACCAUAGUUCGGGGUCGAGGAAGGGGGCGACCAGGAAGGCCAAGACGAGAUGGAAGUUCCACAAGGGGUGCUACUUCUGCUACUGUGCGUGGAAUGACUCGUGGUGGGUUAGGACGUGGUGGCAUAAAGAUUCAGAGGGGGGGCACCUUUGUCUCAGGAACCGGAGCUGGCAACAUGAUAAUGGUGCAGCAGAUCAAGCAGAUAACUCCUCCGCUUUCUGCUGCUGGUGGCACUACCCCUACUGGGGCCACUAUGGUGCCUGUUGUGCGACCUCUUGUCCUAGCAGCACCAUCAGCUACUGGGCAAGUACCAGGUGGUACAAUUGUUCGUACUUCUGCUCCUGGUCAAGUUCAGAAGCAGAUAAUUGCAGUACCUCAAGGUGCUCGAUUGGUGGCUGUACAAGGGAAGCCUGGCUCUUGUGAAACUGGUGCUCCACAAACCGUUCUCUUGACGAAUGCUGCUGGUCAAGUAGUGCAAACUCAGCAAAUUCAAGGUGUUUCAUCUGUACCUACUCAACUAUCAAAUGCAACUAACGCCAAAGUGGUUGUAGCUAAAAUGCCUCCUAUUCUGCCUCCUCAUCAGUUCCUUGGGGCUCAGCCAACAACAUUGCCUCUUACGGAACAACCUUCUCAACAGUUGCAGAAAGAAGAUGAAUCGGACUUCACUGAUUUUCCUCAGGAGGCUAGUGAAGAUUCUGAAUCUGAAGAAUCAGAUGUUGGCUCCGAUGAUGAAUACAGGGAUCCAACUGUUGGGAGAAGAGGAGGGCGUGGAAUUAAAGGGCGGGGGCGAUUUGGCAGAGGGGCUCGCUCAAGAGGAGGUUAUAGAGUGUAUGAGGGUGGACGAGGAGGAGGGCGUGGAAAUAGAAGGGGCAGAGGACGUGGAUUUGCUAGAGCUGAAGAAUUGGAUAGAGUGAAGAAAUUGGAUGCUGAAAUGGCUGGAUUUGUUGCAGCCAUGGAGAAAUCUCCAGAAAGAGCUCUCUCUCUUGCAGAAAAAUCAGCGCAGGAAGUUCGUGAAAAACAUGUUAAGAAAGAAGAGCUCAAUACUUCAAGUGUUUCUAGUCUUGAAACUUCAAAAAAGAAAAUGCUAAAAGUGUAUGGCAAAAGUGUAAAGAAAAUUCCAGACUUAGGUUUGGAAGAUGUGCAUGUAAAAUUAGAAAGUAUAUCUGCAGAAAAAGCAGAGAAACAUCCCCCUUUAACAACACCUGAAAAGAAGAGUCCUGUGUUGAAAAGUCCUGUUAAACGUCACUCUCCUGAAAUCCCUACCUCUGCAACCCCUGUAAGUUCCACUCCUGUAACACCUACCACACCAACUACACCAAAUGCGUUGCCAGUACUUGCAGGUGGAGAUUCAAGAAAAAAUUAUCCUAAGAGGGAAAAUCGCAAACCACCUGCACAUUUGGCAGAGGCUUUAGGUCCAGCUUUGUUUUCAACCCCUGACAUUAUUAGACGUGUAAGCACAGGAGCAGAACAGAAACCAAUUCAUGAACAGACUGCAGAGGAGAAGAAAGAAGCCAAGUCUGCUUCAGGUGCUGGUUCUCUUGAGAUGGCUGUGGAGGAAAAAAUUACAGUAGUAGUUCCUGAAGCUACAGAGAAAGAUCCUCAGAGUGUUCCUACUGGUAUCAUGCAAGAUGUUGUUGAUCAAGUAGUUAUGGAUGCUCUGCAGACUACCACUUUGAAAACGGAAGACUUACUGAGUCAGUCCUUGCUUGUGUCGGAAGAUCCAGUUGAGGAAAAAGCUAUAGAUAAUUCAUCUCUAGUUUUGAAAGCUGAGCCAGAUCCAGAAGUCAUUGCUUCCCAGGAGAUAAAACCCAAACAGCAGGCUCAACAAUCUCAAAAACCACCCAUGACUUUGAAAUCACAAAUGGUUCUAGCUGUCAAGAGGUCAUCUCGGCGUCGUAGUAGUAGUUCUAGUGCCACACAACAGAAUGAAAAUCUAAUAAAGAAGGAAGGUGGCAAACACGGUAAUGCUCCAGGCAAGGACAAGAAACGCCCAGAAGAAAAGCAGAAAGGAAGGAGGCAGUCUGGGGAUGAGGAUGAUGAUGAAGAUUUACCAAGUUCUGAUGAUGAAAGUUGGAAUUCUGAAGAUGAUCCAGAUCGAUUGUGGUGCAUUUGCAAGAAGCCUCACAAUAAUAGAUUUAUGAUCUGUUGCGAUGUGUGUGAAGAUUGGUUCCAUGGUAAAUGUGUGGGAGUCACUAAAGCAAUGGGUAAACAAAUGGAAAACAAGGGUCUUGAAUGGUCUUGCCCCAACUGUGCAAAAAAGAAAGAAGAUGAUAAGGAGGCCAAAAGGAAUGUUCUACCUAGUCAAAAGGAGAAAGAUAUAAAGAAGAUCAGAGAUAGUAAAAAAGAUAUUCCUGAAAGAACAAAUGAAGCAGUCCAUACAGAAAUAAAAGAAACCUCAGUUAUUGGUUCUGGAGAAGGAAUUUCACAAGGAAGCUCUUCUGAUGCAGAAAUAAUGUAUUGCAUUGUGUGCAAAAAGGAAGCACGUCCAUCGAGCAUCUACUGUGGUGAUGCCUGCAUUUUGAAACAUGCUCAGGAAUCACUGAAUUGUAUAAGUAGAGACAAGGCUGUCACUCCAGGGUCGACGGGAGGUGGAGGAGGCCGAGAUGCCAUUCAGGAGACGCAGCCUUCUCAGCAUCAGGGCACCCGAGAGGCAGAAGGAGGGCAAAGCAGCAGUGGCAGCGCAGGUGCCAACCAGCCACCACGAACACGGCCAGAUGCCAGAGUGAUAGUGUUUGAACGCAAGUCAGGAAUUUUGUUAGCGGGACCAAAUGCUCCCACAGCUGGAAAUUUGAAGACAUGGUUGAAAGACAAUCCUACCUUUGAAGUUGUAAGACCUGGGCUUACCCCUACAAAUAAAUUCUACAGUUCAAAGACCCAGGGAACAAAAACUAUUGUGCAAUCUUCAAAGGUUCCUCAUCAGAAGACUGUUGUUCAGCACAUUAAAGUGGGACAGACACAUCCAUCAAAUGUCUCUCCUAUUGUGCAAGCAAAAAUAGGGCCAACUCAAAAACUUGGUGCAACUCCACAAAAAACUAUUUUAUUGCAGCAAAAGUUGACAGCAAAUACAUUGAAAUCAUCUAUAAAUCAACCGAAAAUUGUUACUCCAGUAUCUUCUCCAAUUAAAGUGUUACCCACCAAAGUUCACAAAGGUCCAAUUGUUGUUCCUGCUCAGCCUCAAAAAGUAGUCAUCAAAGCAUCUCCAAAACAAUCUACCACUUCUGCAAAAAUUGUUGUGAAAACUCCUGGUGCUACAACUGUUUCUAAAGUACCUUCUUCCCCAUCAAGCAAAACUCCCCCUACUAACAUAGUUUCAAAAGCUCCUGCAACAUCAACAGUGAAGGAGUCUGCCAAAACACAAGUAGAGAAGCCUGUGGCCAAAAAGGUUGAAGUUAAACGCCAAUCAUCAUCAUCAUCUUCAGAUACUGGAAAAAAAGAAGAGGAGAAAGAGAAACCAUCUGGUCCUGAACCUAUCAGACUGAAUGUUCGUAAAACUCUGCAAGAGCUGCUACAAGCAAGAAUACAGGAGUGUUCAGAUUUGGAUGUUCCUGAGACUGAGGUUCAAAACCUUGCUGUGAACAUUGAAGAGGAGAUGCAUUCUUUCUUCCGAGACACGGGAAUAAAAUACAAAUCCAAAUACAGAAGCUUGGUUUUCAAUAUUAAAGAUCGUAAAAAUCUCACUCUCUUUAGGAAAAUUGCUGAUAAAUCAUUGACUCCUCAUCAGCUUGUACGAUUAUCUCCGGAGGAACUAGCAUCUCAAGAACUUGCUCAGUGGCGUGAAAGGGAGGCAAAACAUCAACUGGAAAUGAUCAAGAAAACUGAAUUGGAUUUAAUGUCACAAGCCAAAACAUAUGUUAUGAAAACCCACAAAGGUGAACAAGUUAUUGAAACAGAUGAAAGUUUAAAAGUUGAAGUCCCAGAAUUAGUUGAUCCUUCUACAGUUCCAGAUUUAGUUUCUCCUGUCAAUAAUUCAGUGUCGUCAACUGUUGAAGAUACAGAUCUAGACAAGAGCAAGGGCAAGACCAAAGAUAAAGAUUCCAAAGACAAGAAAGACAAAGAAGAUAAGGAACGUAGUCGGGAUCGUGAAAAAUCCAGACAUGAUGAUAAAAGAAAAGACAAAAGUGAAAAAUCAAGAAGCGAUAGAGAUCGGCGUGAUAGUCAUCACGACAGGCAUGACAGAGAUAAAAGGAAAGACAGUAAAGAAAGAGAGAAAAGUAAAAGCAGCUCUCGAGAUAAACAUCGUAAUUCAGAAAAAUCGAAGCGUGAUAGUGAUAGACAUCGAGACGGUAAAAGUAGCAGUAGUAGUUCCAGGAAAGAUAAAAAGGAAGAUAUUGACAUAAAGAAAGAAGAUAUCAAGAAAGAAAUUUUAUUGCCUGAAUUUGGUGAUGAGUAUAAAGAUUCAGAUAACUUGUUUAUCAAAGAUGAGCCUAAAAAUGAAAUGGAUAUUAGUAUGAAGUCCUUGUCAAAUUUUUCUAGCACUAAAGUAGAACCUCAAGAAGACAGUGAUUUGUCUGAUAGAGAACCCAGUUCUACUGUGACCAUAAAAACACCGGACAUAAAUACUGAAGAGCAUGAGAAAAAUGUUUGUACUACUGUUUGGAAAGGAUUUGUAAAUAUGCCUGAAGUUGCUAAAUUUUUUACUACGGUGCAAAUUGUAUCAGGUGAUCCACAAAAUUUAUGUAAAGACUUACCUGAUACUGUGGACAUUGUUGGAAGAAUUGCUCCAAAAACAGUUUGGGAUUACAUAUCAAAAAUGAAAAAAACUGGCACAAAAGAAAUUCUUGUGAUACGGUUAACUGCUGCCAAUGAUGAAGAAAAAAUUCCUUAUAUAACUCUGUAUACUUAUUUGAGUACAAGAGGACGGUUAGGCGUUGUUGGUAAUGUUUCAAAAAUGAUAAAAGAUUUUUACAUAAUGCCAUUAGCCAGUCAUCAUCCAGUUCCACAAAUCCUCUUGCCGCUGGAGGGGCCUGGAUUUGAAGAAUAUAGACCCCAUCUUUUAAUAGGAAUUUUGGUCAGAGCGCGUCGCAAGAGAUUGGCACCAGAAAAUGAAUAUGUUGCCAAAAUGCCAAAACGAAUACUUCCCCCUCCCACUUCAGCAGAACCUUUAGAGAGAAGUUAUACUCCUCCGCUACCAGGUUCAGAUGCAGACAUGCUUGGUAGCCUCACUCCACCCCAUCCACCACCAUCUCACACAGGUGGCAGUUACACCCCUCCCAGCUCCCCGCAAGGAUUUUUGGGUGGCACCAGUCUUCUAACCAAAACCCCUGACCCAAGAAGUCGAAUGGAUAAAGAUUCUUUACAGGAUGACUUCAGUGUGUCUGACAAACCUAUAACAAGCAAUAAAGCUUCCUUAUCAACUCUUGUUGGGCAAUAUGGUGAUGAUGAUGAAGAUGAAGAUGAUGAUGAUGCACCCUAUAGUCCUGGUGGAAGUGAUGAUGAUGUUGAAUCCAGUGAAGACAGUAUGAUAGUGACUUCCAAGAAUCCUGUGGAAUUGCAGAGGAAAGUUGAGGAACUUAAUCGGAAGAUUGAAGAGCAAAAGCAACAAAUAGAAAGCAUUAGUUCUGCUAUUGUUGCUUCAGAUCCUUCUGUUGCUGCUUUAGGAACAGUAUCUGAAUCUUUGAAAGUAAACAGCAUGAUGCAAACCUAUAUGCUGGGUUCAGAAGAAAGUGCAGCACCCGAGGAUGGGGAUGAAAAUGAAGCUUAUAGUCCAUCCCGAUCCUUCACACCACCCUCUACAUCAAUUCCAUUCUUGGGACCAGCAGAAGCUGGGUCUGCGCCUGUGUUUACAAAGUUAACUUCAAACAUAAAUCUACCUUCAAACCUCCAUGAAAUAUUAGCAACUAUAAAGAAACAAGAAAGUGAUAAGGCAGCUGGGACUAAAAGCAUAAAUCUUAAAUCAGAUCCAAUUGUACAGAACUAUGGAAAAACAGCUGAUGUCGAGUCUGUUCAGUCAAAGGUUUCGACAGAUGACUUCAGUGAUGCAGACCCUUCAGAGUUUGCAAGUGUUGCUGGUAGUGGAUUAUCAACGCCGACAACAGCUUCUCCGAGCAUUAUCCAGUCGGCAUCAUCUGCCUUACUUUCACUGUCAACUCCUGUUGUUCAUCCUCUUGCAUCUGGUGGGAGUGUGAUGUCUACAUCUGUUACUGCUAAAGUUGUUGAUUCUAAAGUCAGCAGAGAUCCACGGCAGCGUGGAUCAGAGGGUAUUGGUAAAGCAUCUGGGAGCACGUUGAGUACAUUAUCUGAUGAUGACUUGAUCAAGAAAGCUUUAGAAAUGGAAAUGGAAAUGACUGAACCAAAAAUAAAUACUGGUAUUACAGACCAGAACAUUGCUGUGACCAUUCCUACUUUACAGCAGCCCUUGCCACCAGGUGUGGAUUCAUUACCAGCAGUAUCAGGCACAGUGCCACCUGUGAAAACAAGUGUUUCAAAAUCUUUACCCCCAGGCCAACCCUUACCGCCAGGUGUAGAAGAUGAAGACUACCCUUCAUAUUCAUCAUUUGGAGUGACUAGUCCUAGUACAGUUAUUCCUCCUAUGAACAUUCCAGUAGCACCCUACAAUAUGCGUUCUCCUAAUAUUUCAGCAUCAUAUCGUGUGUCACAUCCCUAUCCCGGAGCCUCUUAUGUUAGUCCGGCACGUAUACCACCCCAGGCUCCGGGCUAUUCUUCCUCAUUCCCUCCCCCUCCUGGUGGAUAUCCCGCAAAUGCUGAAGACAGUUGUGGACCUCCAUCAAAUACAAAACGCAAAUUUUCUGAUGGUGAAAGUGAUGAGAAUGUUAUUAAAAGGGACAGGAGUGACUCUCCUAGCAAUAGGGAAGCUUGGGACAGCAAAAUGCCAGUGCCCGUUCGAGGAAGAUUUAGUGGGAGGGGUCGAGGUUUUGUGCGGGGGGCUCCUCCAGGUCAAAGAGGGUUUGUUCGUCUCAGAGGAGGAUCAAGUCAUCCUCCUGGGCCUCCUCCUCCCCCUCCUCCACCACCCCCACCCCUGCCUAACAGAUCUCGUUGGGAUAAUAAAGACAAUGAAAGAAAGCGAUCUCGUUAUGAAUCUGCUAGGCCUGACUGGGAAGCUCACAAUAAAGACUUCGAUGAAAAGCAUCGUGAGAGAAGUCGGGAAGGGCACCACAGGGACAGGAGUCGAGAAAGGGACAAGUCAACUGGUAAUCAAAGAUCUCAUAGUACAAGAAGUAAUAGGAGUAGAGAAAGUGAAAAAGGUAGCGACUCUCCCUGAGAGGGGUUGGGAUCAGUGUGAAUUACUAAUUAAUUUCACAUCUUUGUGUUCUGAUGUUGCUGCCCAUAAAAUCAUCUUCCUUAUAAGCAUUUAUUUUCCACAAGUGCAAUGGACACAAAAGUGGCAUAUCCCCUGAUAUGAUAAUGUGUGUGGAAGCUGAGCAUAUUUCCUCAUUUAUUUUGCAUGUUUUAAAUAGGGAAUUUACAUACACAGUAAAACUGAUCUUUGUAUGUUUCUCUAGAAGUUGGAACUGAAAACUUAGUACAAAGAGGCUUGUUAUACUUUCUGUUUUUAUUGACAAUUUCAAGUGAUUCUUUCGCAAAGAACGGUAUGGCAUUUUAUAGUAGAGCACAAUGUUUUUAAUAGCAGACGUUCAAAUCUUGUAAAUAGAACUGGAUUGCAGCAUUUCACCCAAACAAGUGAGUAUUUACUUCAAGUGAAGACUGACUUUCGUAUUUAAUAUUUGCAUUAAAGAAUAUUUAAAGAAAAGUAGUACAAAUGCAGUUUUGUGAAACAUAACCUCAAUGCAUUAGAAUGACAGUCUUCAACAUUGUCAAAAUUGCCACUAAGGUAAUUCAUCUACAGGUAAGACUAUCUUGCCGUGUUAUUUGUGAACUUGCUUGCCAUAACAAACGUUAUGAAAAAUUAAUAUGAAAUAUUAUUUGUAUAUUUAGAAGUCCAUGCAUUUUAUGUAAAAGAAUGCAGAUUUCUUUAAUUAAGCUACAAGAUUUGAAAUGGUCUUGCAAAUAUUUGUACAUACUUAAAUAUGUAUUUACUAUUUUGAAAGUAAGAUGUAUCUACUUCAAAGAUAUUUCACAAAGUGUAAAUGUUGUAUUUUAUGUACAAUUUUUGAAAUCUGUUAUGUAGAUGGUUAAUAGGCUUGAGAAAUGUAAUGUUUAUUUUCUUUAUUAUGUCAUCAAAAAAAGACAUAAUACCCCAAAUAUGUUGAAUCUUUUACUGUAUGAUCUAUUUUAAGAGAAUGAAAAGUUAUGUAUAUAAUUUCUUUUGCAGAGAAGUCAACCAUCAAAGAGUGCAAUUGUUAGUAAAUAAAUUAAUUUGAUUUUAAUUGGCCAAGUUUGUUUAAACUUAGCAUAAGCUUCAUUGUUCAAUACCUAUGUAAUGUUAGUUUUCUCCCAAGUUUGUAACGUGUAAAUCCUGUAUUAUAAUGAGGUUACUGGAAGAUUGAAUAUAUUUCACGUUUCACCCAUAGCUUACCCGUGCACUGAUGUAGUAUUUGAAGACACUUCAUUGGGCUGCCUGAAACGUCCUUGCAUGUAAGAUUUUUUAAUGUCAUCUUACCCAUGCUACUCUCACUUCUGGUCUUAUCUACGAAAUCGAUGGGUAUGCAACAUAAAACUGCCAAUAAACGCACGAAGUUGCAAUGGUGGAUACAAAAGUAGAACGUCGAGUCAUUGAAUACCAUGUAACAAUCUGGUUUGCUUAUUGACGUAGUACCUAGUACAAAGCAUUUCGACGUAUCGAAUAUGAGCACUUAUUGAAACGAGGAGUGCCUGUAGUUGCAAGUGUAUGUGUUGUUAAUAAAGCAAUACCAAUUCAUACGUGAGUUUUUCUUUCAAUCGCACACCGCACAAAUAGCGCUGUAAUCGAGAGCACAAUCACCAAGUAUAACUUACAUUUUUUUGUGUUAAUUACCC
Gryllus bimaculatus (two-spotted cricket) is the source of this 9853-nucleotide messenger RNA. The record is from the annotation of a GenBank genome assembly. NCBI's taxonomy places the organism in Eukaryota, Metazoa, Arthropoda, Insecta, Orthoptera, Gryllidae.